GUGUUUAGUUUUGGGGUAUUUUAGAUAUUGGCAGUGUUUAUAAAACGGGCUGUGUUCCUCGCCGGACGCCAUUGCCAAUGCCAGAGAAAUGAUGUUCCUUUAAUUUGUUUUACUUCUUGAGAGAAACAGACAUAAGUUUCUGAUGAAUUUGGCUUUGGAUUUUGUUGAAUGAGCAGCUAUUAAUCGUUAUGGGUCCCUAGCAAUGUCAAGGUUUCUUAAGCGAACUGGAACAACUGAUUUGAAUGUUUUCUAUCCCAUCCGAUCAGAGUGUGAAGCCGAUGUUCCAACCACACGUUUUAAACCAAGGUCCGGUAAAACUCUAAGCGCAAGAAGAUGGCAUGCAUCAUUCUCUCAGGAAGGUCACUUGGAUAUUGCAAAAGUCCUCAGACUAAUCCAACGAGGGGGCGUUCAUCCCUCAAUCAAAGGGGUAGUAUGGGAGUUCUUGCUAGGUUGCUAUGAUCCUAACAGUACAUUUGAAGAACGGAAUCAAAUCAAGGAACAACGGAGGCAGCAGUAUAGUGUGUGGAAAUCUGAAUGUCGAACGAUGGUUCCAGUUAUUGGCACUGGAAAAUUUCUUACGUCACCUCUCAUUGAUGAUGAUGAACUGCCAAUAGAUGAAUCUCUGAUUGGCGUCCCGAUUUCAGAUAAGAAAACUCUGCGGUGGAUGCAGACUAUACACCAGAUUGGCUUGGAUGUUGUUCGAACAGAUCAAGCACUAGUCUUUUAUGAAAAUGAAUCUAAUCAGGCAGAGCUUUGGGAUGUUCUAGCAGUUUAUGCCUGGAUUGACAACGAUAUUGGUUAUGUGCAAGGUUAUUUUUUCUGCAGGAUGAACGAAAUUUGCUCGCCUCUGGUGAUUCUUCUUGAUAAUGAAGCAGACUCUUUUUGGUGCUUUGAGCGAGCAAUGCGAAGGAUGAGAGAGAACUUCAGGACCAGUGCUAGUUCAAUGGGAGUGCAAUCUCACUUGAGUACACUCUCACAGAUAAUGAAGACUGUUGAUCCCCAACUUCAUCAACAUCUUGAGGAUUUAGAUGCUGGAGAGUAUCUCUUUGCCUUUCGCAUGCUAAUGGUUCUUUUCCGCAGAGAAUUUUCUUUUGUGGAUACUUUGUACCUUUGGGAGCUGAUGUGGGCCAUGGAAUACGACCCAAAACUAUUCUCAUUAUACGAGGAGUCUGAGGUUACUAGAACAGAUGAUACUACCCCUGCAAUAAAUGACAAGCUGUGGAAGAAAUAUGGCAAGUUUCAGAGAAAAAAUCUGCAGACUGGCAAUACAGAACAGCAGUUUAGUGCACUAUCUGUUUUUCUUGUUGCAAGUGUCCUUGAGAUCAAGAAUAGACGGAUUUUGAAGGAGGCUAAGGGUGUAGAAGAUGUAGUGAAGAUCUUAGGUGAUAUAACUUCACAUCUUGAUGCUAAAAAAGCUUGUGACGAGGCACUAAAAAUUCAGAAGAAGUAUCUUAGCAAGGCCAAAAAACCGUGAUGAUUCUAAUUUUCUGGACCUGUCUGUUGGCAGCAGUACUGGUUACUGAAUCUUUUCUGGGGCUUAACAUAUGCUAUUCUUUUUUUGUGUCAAUAGCCAACAUUCUCCUUCUCUAUUGUCUACUUCUAUUAUCAGGCUCCUAAGUUACCGGUGUCAUUAGAGACUGUGUUUUUCCCCUGAAUAAUACAAUUUCGACUUUCUUUUGGCCUUGCCUAGGAUACCUAGCUGAUGUUUAUAAAAUGUCUCCCCUUCUAAUCCUUUUCCCUAAACCGUUCCCGUGUUUAUGACACCAUGAUCAUUUUUGCCUAGUAUCAGUGUUAGAAUAAAGUGUGUACAGAAGAUGAACUGUGUGACUAAAAACAUGUAUAAAUCAUUCUAUCUUUAAGCU
Molecule: messenger RNA, 1862 nt
Organism: Neltuma alba
Lineage: Eukaryota; Viridiplantae; Streptophyta; Magnoliopsida; Fabales; Fabaceae
Product: TBC1 domain family member 15
Exons: 11
Coding region: 203-1474 (423 amino acids)
Biological process (GO): activation of GTPase activity
Molecular function (GO): GTPase activator activity
Source: RefSeq, a predicted model, not a curated record